CGUCAGCUAUACCAUGGACUCGUAUGAUGUACGAAACAAGAUGGAGUACCCAGAAGACAUCGACCGAUACAGCGCGAUUGUCAUGACUGGGUCCGCGGCAUCUGCAUAUGAAAAUCUUGAAUGGAUCAACCAGCUUGUGGCAUACAUUGCGUCAGUUGCCGAGACGAAGCCUAAUGUGAAGCUUAUCGGUAUCUGUUUCGGACACCAAAUUAUUGGGCGUGCGCUUGGUGAAGACUGUGUUCCUAACGGUGGGAUUUGGGAGGUGGGCCCUAUUCCAAUACAACUCACCGAGACAAGUAAGGAGCUGUUCGGCGGGCUUCAUGAACUGAAUAUUCAACAAAUGCACCGCGACCACAUACCUGAAGUUCCCGCAUGUUGUGAGCUCCUAGCGUCGUCGCCCAUAUGCAAGAACCAGGGCUUCGUCCGUUACGCUCCUGGUGCAUUAUCGCGGACUCCUAAGGACAUCCAAAUAUUCACGGUCCAGGGACACCCGGAAUUCACUGAGAACAUAGUCAGGAAAAUCAUCGAUGUCCGAUUAUCCACUGGAGUGAUAGACCAGGCGACCGCAGACAGUGCACGACAGCGUGCGAAGUGGAGGAAUGAUGGUGUUGGUGUUAUUGGGAAAGCGAUAUGGCAGAUAUUGGGUGCGACACCUCUGAAGGUUAAUGAAGAUAUGUAAAUAGAAUCCAUUAAUGAAUGUCUGGACGACCGCUUCAGGCAUCAUGGAUCGGUGUUUG
Phanerochaete carnosa HHB-10118-sp is the source of this 737-nucleotide messenger RNA. RefSeq lists its product as uncharacterized. The record is from RefSeq and is a predicted model, not a curated record. The transcript has 5 exons. Gene Ontology annotation, cellular component: nucleus; cytosol. Bases 14 to 679 code for a protein of 221 amino acids. Lineage: Eukaryota; Fungi; Basidiomycota; Agaricomycetes; Polyporales; Phanerochaetaceae.